This is a messenger RNA of Carassius carassius (crucian carp), 4329 nucleotides long. RefSeq names its product kinase suppressor of Ras 1-like. The record is from RefSeq and is a predicted model, not a curated record. NCBI's taxonomy places the organism in Eukaryota, Metazoa, Chordata, Actinopteri, Cypriniformes, Cyprinidae. Gene Ontology annotation, biological process: protein phosphorylation. The coding region runs from base 266 to 3154 and encodes 962 amino acids. The transcript is spliced from 20 exons. Gene Ontology annotation, molecular function: protein kinase activity; ATP binding.
CACCGCGUCGUGCGAUGUUUCCCACAGCUGACAGACAGUGAGCGGAGCCUCACAACAGAGCGCUCAGCUCGCUCGACGCGCUUCCACAGCGCUCUUGGAUUUGGGAUUACCUCAAACCACAUCUCCGUCGUGGAUCCCAGUGUAGACCAUAUCUUUCGUCCGUUCGGACAGUCUGAUGGCAUGCGUUUGUAGUAGUGCAUGUGGACUGUAUUAUUAUUUGUAGUUGCUCUCAUCUCUCCAUCCACGGCGUGCCUGAUGCAGUGGGAUGGAUGGUGUUAGAGUGGGGCUGAUGAUGGUGGAGGAGAGUGAUGAACAGAGGGACAGCGGCGGCGGUGGUGUCGCAGCGAUGGCCGCGCUACACCAGUGUGAACUGAUCCAGAACAUGAUCGACAUCUCCAUCUCCAGUUUACAAGGGCUCCGGACUAAAUGCGCGGCGUCCAACGAUCUCACGCAGCAGGAGAUCCGCACUUUAGAGGUCAAGCUCAUGAAGUACAUCUGUAAACAGCUGCAGUGUAAGCAGAAGGUGCCAGACACAGAAAGGCCGCUGGCCCUGAACAGCUACCCACGGCUGGAGAACUGGUUACGCACCAUCAACAUCAGACCUGAGCUCAUAGAGGCAGUGAACGUGAAGCUGUCAUUGGAUGUGCUGCUGCAGAUGCCCAACAGUCAGGUGAAAGAAACCAUGAGACGGCUGGGCUCCAGUUCAGAGGACUGCACCAGGCUGUGCGCUGCCCUUAACUGUUUAAAGAGUGCCUCUGAGUCAGGGGAGUUUAAAGAGGACAGCAGUUGUUGGUUCUCCGAGCCCAUGAGGCGGGACAGUGGCGGCUUGACUCCAGUGGACCAGAUUCCAUUACUAGGAGGUUCAAUGCGUCCCCACAGCCCUUCCCCUCUGGCCCGGCCCAUGACCACUCCCUCCACCCCCUCUACACCCCUCACCACCUGCCCGUACCCCCGCUACAUCCUGUCGCCCGGCGAGGCUCACAUUUACCACGGUUACGCAGAGAGUCUGACCGACCCCAGCCCGUAUUACACCUCCCGUCCCGUCAGACUCCAUGGACACACCUCGACUCCACCCAUAACCCCUCCCUCCCGGAGGAGACACCGCCACAAGCCUCCCUGCACACCUCCUCCACCGUCCCGCAAAGUUCUGCACCUCCUCCCAAACAUCUCGAUGACCCGCAGCAAGAGCCACGAGAGUCAGCUCGGACACCGCAUCGAAGAUACACCCACUAACAAGUGUGUGAAGAAAAACAAGCUGUUUCUGAAUGUUCAGAUUAAUGGGAACGGUUGUGAGGACUCUCCAUCUCGCUCGCCCACUCUCUCCACAUGGACCCCUGGGGCAGCACCCGCCACGGCCCCGUACACUUUGCCAGGCACUCCCACACUACAGGAAGAGCACAUCGGCCUGCGGAAUAAUGUUGCUGUCCACCGCAGCUCACCUCAAGCUCUGCGGAGAGACAUUGGGCUGGCUGUCACUCACAGGUUUUCUACAAAGUCUUGGCUCUCUCAGACAUGUCAAGUGUGCCAGAAAAACAUGAUAUUUGGGGUGAAAUGCAAACACUGCAGGUUAAAGUGUCACAACAAAUGCACUAAAGAAGCUCCACCCUGCAGAAUCUCCUUUUUGCCCAUCACAAAGAUUCGUAGGACUGAGUCUGUACCCUCAGACAUUAACAACCCCGUGGACCGUCCCCCCGAAGCGCCACAGUUCGGGACGCUACCGAAGGCAAUAACAAAGAAGGAUCAACCGCCGGUGCUGAAUCAGCUGGACUCUAGCAGUAAUCCAUCCUCCACCACUUCCUCUACUCCUUCAUCUCCCGCCCCCUUCCAGCAUAGCAAUCCUCCAAGUGUAACCCCGCCCCCAAACCCCUCCCCAAAGGGCCACCGUGACAACCGCUUCCACUUUCCAGCUGCCUGUUAUUUUCAGCACCGACAGCAGUUCAUCUUUCCUGAUGUGUGCAGUCCCAGCAUCCUUCAUUCAGAUGGACUCCCAGACACAGUUAACGAGAUCGAUCCAUCAGUGGAGGAGAUGCACGCAGAGCAAGACGAGGAAGAUGACCGAGAGGAUCUUGAGGAGGAAGAAGAAGAGGAAAUAGAAGCAGAGGAGGAAGAAGAUGUAGCAGAGGAGGAGGAUAUGGAAGAGCUGAACCACGGCUCAGAAGGAGAAUGUGAAGGAGACGAGCUGGACGACCUGCCCAGCACAAGAGGAGGAACCCACUGGAAAGGUCCCAUCUCUCGUAAGGCCAGCCAGACCAGCGUCUAUCUGCAGGAGUGGGACAUUCCCUUCGAGCAGCUGGAUCUCGGCGAGCUCAUCGGGAAGGGUCGCUGGGGUCGGGUCCAUCGCGGCCGCUGGCACGGAGAGGUGGCCAUCCGACUCCUAGAGAUCGACGGAAACAACCAGGACCACCUGAAGCUCUUCAAGAAGGAGGUGAUGAACUACAGACAGACGCGGCACGAGAACGUCGUCCUCUUCAUGGGCGCUUGCAUGGCCCCACCUCAUCUCGCCAUCAUUACCAGCUUCUGCAAAGGCCGGACGCUGUAUUCCGUCGUGAGGGACACGAAAAACACGCUGGACAUCAAUAAGACUCGGCAGAUCGCGCAAGAGAUUGUGAAGGGAAUGGGCUAUCUUCAUGCUAAGGGCAUCGUUCACAAGGACCUUAAAUCCAAAAACGUCUUUCAUGACACAAACAAAGUAGUAAUAACUGACUUUGGCCUUUUUGGGAUCUCUGGAGUGGUUCAGGAGGGCCGAAGGGAAAACGAGCUGAAGCUUCCUCACGGUUGGAUCUGUUAUUUGGCUCCAGAAAUCGUGCGUAAAAUGAGUCCCGGAAACAACGAGGACAGACUUCCGUUUUCUAAUGCUGCUGAUGUUUAUGCCUUUGGCACCAUCUGGUACGAGCUGCAGGCGAGAGACUGGCCCAUCACCAGUCAGCCCGUAGAGGCCACCAUCUGGCAGGUGGGCAGUGGAGAGGGCAUCAGGAGGGUCCUGGCAGAGAUCAACUUGGGAAAAGAGGUCACGGAGAUUCUGUCUGCCUGCUGGUCAUAUGAUGCUCAGAAUCGGCCCACGUUCACGCAGCUGGCCGACAUGCUGGAGAAACUGCCCAAACUCAACCGCCGCCUGUCUCAUCCUGGCCACUUCUGGAAGUCUGCAGAGUUGUAGCCGUGAGCCUGAAACAUGAGCAAUGCAAAACACAAUUCCUGGCUCUGCCUUGCAUGCCUGCUGAAAGCCUGACCUUUUCUGGACUUACAAACUAACAUCGCCUGCUCUUCUGUCUCUCACUUUCUUUGAUUCUGUGGGUGUUGGGAUGGGCAAUUGCUGUGGCGAUGUGUAAAACUAAAUGCUUUGCCUUUUUUAUUCCUAUUCCUAUUAUUAUUUUCGGGGUGUGCGACUGGUUCUCCCUUUCUGCUACGGUUCGUGAUGUCACGUGACGCAUUUUUCCCGGAUUUGCAGGAUUCAGUGACACUACGAUGAAGAUGUUCUUUUCUCUCUCUUCCUCUCCUGUGGUCUUGGUGCCUCUUAGUCCUGUGUGACAUGCGCUGCUUCCGUCUCUGAUUGGCUCGUCUGGUUCAUGCUAACACACCUUUAGUUGUCACUCUUCCUCCACGGUGUCCAAAAGAAGUAAACGUUUUGUUCCACAAAUGAUAAUGUUCUUGAUGGAAAGUUGUUGAGCUGUGGGUGUCUUAACAAAAUUUGGUGUGUGAGUCACAUGAGGGCCCUUUCUGAGCACAGAUUGCAAAAAUGAGCCAAAGAGAAGCAAUGUGCGUCUUCUCACCUGACUACAGAGCCUGAUUUUCCAUGAAGAAGAUGAUGAACGUUUGUAUUCAAGCGAGAUUUCGAUGAACCCAGCAGAACAGUGUUCAUAGGUUGUGUAAACAUGAAAUCUCAUGCGUGUUUGUGUGUAACGUGCGUGUUUGUAACAUUGUGUAUGUGGAAGGAUGUGUGUUUGUUUGUUCUGUGAAAGACUGGACUCUGUGGUUUGGAAAUAUCAAUGAUAUUGUAAAAUAUUAAUGUAUAAAUAUGGUUUAUUUAUUGUACAGUCAAUGAACAGAAUUCUUUUAAUAUUUAUAUGGACAUUUUAUAUAAAUAUAAAUAAAUAAAUAUAUAUACUGUACAUCAUGACAUUUUGAAUAGGUACUGCUGUGCUGUCCCAGAUGUAUAUAUUCUUUAUAUUUUUUCAUGUAAAAAAAAACAAACAAACAAAAAAACAUGAAAACUCUUUUUUUAAAUGGGUUGAUAAAUGUCAUGUACAGUCAUAUUUUUGUAUUGCAUGUGACUACUGUACACAGUGUCUGUUCUCAUCCUUGAAAGACAAUAAAAUCGAGCUUGUCACGUGA